AGGACAUUCUCAGUCCUCCUCAAUUUACUCUCCUCUUCAAUCGCUUGGUUCCCGUUCCUGCUUCAGUAUGAAUGGCUUGAUAUUUAUACAUGCCUUUUCGGUCGUCGUAUUUUCAAACACUAAAGGGCUUCUUGAACCUUCAGUAAAUCUGACAAAAUUGCCACACAAAAACCAUAGUUGCCUGGAGACUAGUUUACCUGUUCUUGAUGCCUUUUUUGAGAGAAAAGAGACUUCUUAUCAACAAUACAAGAUCAAAAAUGAAAUCUCACAUACAGAGGGCAAACUUAGUCCCAUGGUUUUCUUUGAAAAAAUCAGCAAAAGGAAUGAAAGCACAGAGAGGCAGAAUUACAAAGCAACUGCAAAAGAACGUCCUGAAAGACAGGAAAGAUGGCAAUCAAACAACUUGCAAGGCCUUGUGUCAUCAUUGUAUCCAGAUAAGUCCAAGCUGAAUAGGUCACCGAUUUACUACAACCUUCUGGCCAAAAGCAUGCAGUCAGGAUUUCCAAUGCAUCCGGCCCACAAGUAUCAUCAGGGCACACAGCUCCAGCAUCAUGUAACAAAACAGGGAGAAAGAGCUACAUCUUACAAUCUUGACCUUGAGGAGAACAGAUCCAGAAAGACUAUUAGAUACAGAACAAGUGAAACAUUCAUAAAUGGAAUCAAUUCAUCAUCUGCAAUCAAUCGACGCCCUUCAAGUUUGCUCUAUCAUUUUAACAUACUCAGAGAAGAUUACUCUAAAGAGUUAUGUUCAAUUGAAUGCAGAAAGGAAAAGAAUGAAAGAGAAUUCUACUGCAACAGUGAAUUUGCAAUCAGUGGUAUAGUCCACAAUAUAGUGACCCUUGGUAAAGGGCUGCGGCUGGUGACAUUAUUGGUAGACAGCAAUGGAUUCUAUCGCAUGAGUCGAUUAUAUGUCACGCCUGAUGGUUUCUUCUUCAAAGUGCAAAUUCUUGUUGUUGACACUUUCAACUGUAGAAGAUCAUGUCCGGACUUGAAGUUUGGUGCUAAAUACAUCUUGAUGGGCCUGAUUUAUCACAGGAGAUACAUUCUACCCACUUGGGCCCAAGAACGUGUUUCUGGGAGACUAAAGCCUGGAGAUGGACUGGUUAAGAGCAGCAGCUAUGCGAGCCGAUAUAACAGAAAGAGGGACCAGAGAGUCCAGUUAGCGCGUGAUGGGAAAUGUGGAGGCACAUUUUUCAGAUCUCAGCAGGAUUGAAAUGGGCCUGUGUGCGCUUUACAUUAUCAGUAACAAUAAGACAAGUAGUGUAGCAUUGUUUUUUGCUAUUAUUAAUGUAGUUCAUUAUAUAUAUUCUAACAUUUUAAGUACAGAGUCAUUGAAUCAUCCAGCAUGGAAACAGGUCCUUUGUUCCAACUCAUCUGUGCUGAACAGCAUUUGGCCCAUACCCCUCCAAACCCUUCCUAUUCAUAUACCCAUCCAGGUGCCAUUUAAAUGUUGUAAUUGUACCAAACUCUAUCACCUCCUCUGGCAUCUCAUUCCAUACAUGGACCACCCUCUGCGCAAAAAGGUUACUCUCUCAGGCCUUUUUAAAAUCUUUCCCCUCCCACCUUAAACCUAGGGCCUCAAGUUUUGCACUCCCCAACCAUAGGAAAAAGACCUUGGCUAUUCAUUCUAUCCAUGGUCCUCACGAUUUUGUAAACCUCUAUAAAGGUCACCCCUCAACAUGUUUUAGAUUUUUAGUCUCAUACUUAAGCUCAUCAGUUGGGGUGCUAUAAUUGGCCUUAGUAGCCUAGGCUAGAGAUGGGAGAGAGUAUCAACUAGGUUUUCGCCUCCUUAUUGCUAUCCAGUGCCACGAGCCAGAAAUAGAACAUACUCUAAACAGAUAUUGAUGAUUGGGCUCCCUUUGAUGGUCCCCUUCUCCUCAUCACAACUGAAUAGCUAAGUGGCGCACAGCACCAUUAGAAGGGAUUGUUGAUGACAAUGAAAUUACAUCCAGAAAGGUUCAAUGCCUUCAGGAAGGGAGCAGUUCUUGAACAAACUGUAUUCUAGUGAGUACCACUGCAUUUUAAAGUGGUUGCAUUGAGGUUUUUCAGGACACAUCCUGGAUUGGAUUUGCUAAACUGACAGCAAACCAAUUAGUGCAGUUGAAGACAGUGUGCUUCGGUCAAUGCACACAUUGCAAUGUACGAAUCUAACUUCACUCAGCAUUCCAGUAUGUUGCUGCCUGUCUGAUAGUUGUGCUUAAAGAAAAUAAAAACACUUUUCCCAGUGAAAGGAAGACGACAUAAAAAGUGGAGACUGUGAGAAAGUUAACAACCAUUCCUCUUCCUCUGGGAAACUGCUGUUUCCAGGAGAUCAAAGCAUCUGGAAUGGGUGCAACAUGACUGUCUUUUACACUGAAUUGUUUAUCUAAAGGUUGAUGUUUCAGGGUCUUCCAUGAGGUCGAGAUUGUAUCUAUUUCCCCAGAGUCCCUGGAGAUCGUGGAGCAAAUUUUCUCCAUAUGGAUUGGACACGAGGAAUGCAGACUGACAGUCAAGCAACCAUUAUUCAGAUACGCAAGCAACCGUGUGCUUUUUUAGGAAGUAUACAAUAAAAAACAUUCAAGGAAGAGUUAUUAUUUUCAAUAGAAAAUAUUAGUUUAUCUCAAAUGAAUUUUUUUUCAGAUUAGCUUCAUUUUGCUACAACUCGAGGAAAGAUUUCAUGUGCUAUAUUUCAUCCUCCCACUCACUCCUGUUCUCUUCCCAUUUUCUUCCCCUGUAAUUACAUUUCUGUUGACAAUUGGGGAUUGUCAACCUCACAGCUUCUGCUGUUCUAGGAUCAGUCAUUUGUGUGACUGUUCCAUGGGGAAGGAUGGGUCAAUGGGUCAGAUUCCAACUCUCCAUCUGCUACCCUGCUGAGUGGAAUAUUCCACACCUGCAGAGGUCUUUAUCUCAGCAGUAAUUGUUCGAUAUAAAAUCACUGACAUAGAGAGCAUAUGACAUAAACAGACAUGAGCAACCACAAAGGCUUUUCCCACACUUAGUUCAUUGUUCUGUGUUUGGAAUAUUGCUGUAGUGACCAAAGUGCCACAGCUGGAAGAAACAUGGUAGGUGUAUUCAUAGGAAAUGGUUGUUUUGGGGCAAGUUGUCACACAACAGUUGGGUAGACACCAGUAAAGAGCUACAAACUCUUUAAAACUCAUAAUGGAGAUAUGGUAAAAAUUAGAUAUGUAGGAAAAAAAAAUUGGUGUCCCAAAGAGCUUUUUUAGUCCCAUUUUAAAAUCUAUUUUUCAAACUUUUCCUCAAAACUCAUUAUCAGAAAGUUACUAAAUCAUUGAUCAGUAGAAAAAGCUGUAGACAAUUUUUCUCCUCAGAACUCCACAGUAAUUUGGAAUGCUUUGCAAAUCUAAUAUUUUCCUAAUGUCUUUUCAUCAUAAACUCAUAUUACAUCCCAUCUUAGUAAAUGUCUUCAAUACUCUCACCAUGUACUUGAUGUCUUUCCUAAAUUAAAUGCUGAAACUGGACAUUUUUUUUAAUACUACACAGGAUGCAGUAAUGGUAAAAGUCAUGUCCAGCAGUGCUGAUAAAAUACUCAGAGAGAUUCUCUGUGCAUAACAAUCCAGAAGGUACUGCACAGUACAAACAGCUUGUCCAUAACUAGCAUUCAAAUUAAUAUGCAUAAUGCUGCUCAGGGACCUGGCAGUAAUAAAUAGACCAUGUCAAAAAAAAGGGAACAUUACUGGACAACAGGCAUUGACAUUGCUGAGUCCAAUACAAUGCACCCAGCAGAUCAGCACAGGCCCUGCAUAGUCAUCAUCAGCAUGAAUUCUGGUCAAUGUUUCUUUGAAUCAUGGCCCAAUUUGUAUUGAUGCAGACACAGCAUUAAUCGUUAACUGUGCACUUUUGCAACUGCUUUGGCUGAGGUCAGAUCACGGAAUACUUGCCAAACACUGAAACAAAAAUUUUUCUGUCUCAAAAAUCACAUUAAGUUGAUAAUCUUACCAGUUGCCAGCCAUCUAGAAAUGUGUUAAUUAUUUUGUACUCAGAAUGAUACAAGCAACUUUGGAAAGUGUGUAGGAAUACAAGUUAUUUGCAUAGCUGCUCCUAGUUUACCCUAACUUUCUAAGUGGGCAAUGUAUUGUAAAGCAAAAAUGCCAAAAAGAAUCAGGUGACAAUACUCUAGGGUGAGGUGGAAAUAUCAACAAAGCAGUAUUGUUGAAGCUUAUUAAAAUAUUUGAAUAAAACCAGUGAGCAAAACAAACACAAUACAUACAGGACAUGGAAGACACUACUGUACAGAAACUGUAUAAAAGCAACUAGUCUUUAAACUAUGAAACUGAAAGUGGAGCAACCAAGCUGGAGAUAUUCAUUAUAUUGGGGAAAAAGACAAUUACUGGCUGCAUGAGUAUCUUAAAAAGAUCAGAAAAAAUAAAUUAAAUUCACAUAUUACACUUCUGGGCAUUAAUUCUGUAAUUAUUUUGCAGAUUUUCUACAGUAAUGACUAAAUAUCUCAUGAAAAUCUAACGUUUGUGCGUGUCCAAUAGCUGAAGAAUGCCAAGUUACUUUAAUUUCAAUAUUCAAUCUUACUUAGAGAUUUUAAUUGCUGCAGGUCACUAAUUUGUUUAUUUGCAUGCUACUUUUUCAAUGUGCCCAUUAACUGAAAGCUUGAUUUCCCUAUAAAUUGUUGAAGCUUUCUGGCACUCAUUCAGUAACAGGAGGAUUUAGUUAGAUUCUCAAUUAUCUGAGGGGAGAAUGUGGGAUCGUGUUCCCUUAAAUGUGCAGUUAAUGACCCCUACAAUCACAUCUAGCCUUUAGGUGAAUAAAAAGCUCAAGGUUACGACCCCCAUUUCCUCCAUCACUAUUGAAGUGAUUUGAAACAUUUUGGCAGUUACAAUCCCUAAAAUUAUUACACCUUGUGGGAUCCCAUCAUUCAAACACAGCAAGAUCAAAGAAAAUGAUACGUGAUAUCUAACGGGGAACAGUGGUCUAACUCAAAUGAAAAAAUGUGCAAUUUUUAAAAAUCAACUGGCUUGAAAAUAUUCAAU
This is a messenger RNA of Stegostoma tigrinum, 4979 nucleotides long. Its product is annotated as UPF0450 protein C17orf58 homolog. Lineage: Eukaryota; Metazoa; Chordata; Chondrichthyes; Orectolobiformes; Stegostomatidae. Gene Ontology annotation, molecular function: protein binding. The transcript has 5 exons. Bases 68 to 1213 code for a protein of 381 amino acids. The record is from RefSeq and is a predicted model, not a curated record.